AUCUAACUCUCUCAGUCAGUUUCCUCAGUCAGCUGUGUGUCUGCAGAGCUCACUGUGUGUUUUUUGGGGCUCAGUGUGUGUUUUCUCCUCACCUUCAGGAUGAAGGUGUGUGUCCUCCUGAUGUGUGUGUGUUGUCUCUGUUGGAGGACGGAUGCUGAGUCCAAAUCGUACCUGAUUACAGCUCCUCUCUCGUUGCGUUUGGAUGCUAUGGAGACUGUGUUGCUACAGUUGUUUGGGUUUUCAGAGGAGGUGCGGGUCUAUGUGUUUUUGAAGACCUCUAUGGCACCGGAUCAUGUUGUUCUGGCUCAAGAGGUCGUGACCCUCAACACCCAAAACCACCAUCAGGCAGCCGCCAACGUCCGGCUGUACCCAAGUCAGCUGGAUAAAAGUGUGAAUCAUGUGAUCCUCCACAUCCAAUCGCCAGAGAUCAACCAGCACCUGUCUAUAGCUGUCAGCCGCACCAACGGCUUCCUCUUCAUCCAGACUGACAAACCACUGUACACCCCAUAUCAGAGUGUCAAAGUGAGGGCAUUCUCCCUGAACCAGGAGCUAAGGCCAGCCAAUCGCAGCGUUUUCCUGACCUUUAAGGACCCAGAUCAUACGACAGUGGAUAUUGUGGAGAUGAUUGAUGUCAAUAACGGAAUCCCGUCCAUGCAAAACCCCUUCAAGAUCCCCAUCAAACCAAAGUUAGGGAUUUGGUCCAUUGAAGCUUCCUACUCAGGCGACUUCACUACAGCAGCAAGAACAGACUUUGAAGUUAAAGAAUAUGUUCUUCCCAGUUUCUCCAUCCUUGUGGAACCUGAAGCAAACUACAUCAGCUACGGACAGUUCAACAGUUUCAACUUCAAGGUCUCUGCCAGGUAUUUACAUGGUGCUCCAGUGGCUAAUGCGGAGGUGUUUCUGCGGUAUGGCUACGUUAGCGGAAAAAAUCCUCCAGUUAUUGUCCCCAACUCUGUCACCAGAGAGAGAUUGUCCUCGACAGGUAAGGUAGAUGUGACCGUUAACAUGGAGACGGUUUUGUCCAAACACAAUGGACCAAAAGACCUAAACAGUCUGGUGGGGAAGUACCUGUACAUAGCUGUACUGCUGCAGGAGGACACAGGUGGUAUCACUCAGGAGGCGGAGUUUGCUGCAGUGAAGUUCGUCAAAUCACCUUACAGUCUGAGUCUGGUGUCUACACCCCCUUUCAUCAAACCUGGACUUCCUUACAACAUCCAGGUGUUGGUGAAGGAUCACCUGGACAAGCCAGUGAACCGGGUUCGGGUUCGUCUGGUGGAGCGACACCUGUUCAGACAGGGGAGGGACAGCGAGGACAUGCCGUGUCCUGAGAGCGCCAACAGCCAAUCAGAUGGCAUCGCUGUCUUCAUCUGCAACACGCCGAGCGAAGGAAUCAGGGCGGUGCUGAAGUUUACAACGGCGGACCCUGUCCUCCCAGCAGCCAGUCAGGCCAGUCUGACUCUGGAGGCGGUGGCCUAUCACUCACCGAACCAGCGUUACCUUUACAUCGACCCGCCGCUCCCCGGCCGCGGCCUGACAGUGGGACAAUUUGCCAACAUCAAGGUGUACUCUGCCACGCCCUCCUACCUGUCCCUCAGAGCCCUCAGUUACCUGGUGCUCUCCAAAGGGAAGGUGGUGCAUUUUGGCAGUCACAAGUUCGUCUCCAGUGCCGAUAACAAACAGAUUCUGAGCUUCCAGGUGACGCCCGCCAUGGUCCCGUCCAUCAGACUGCUGGUCUACUACAUCCUGUACGGAGAGGGGACGUCCGAGCUGGUAGCCGACUCCAUCUGGCUGGACGUCAAACACAAGUGUGUCAGCGGACUCCAGACCGAUUUGUUGUUUCGUGAACGGGACUACAAGCCAAAGGAAACUCUCCGUCUGGACAUCAGGACCAAUCAGGAGGGACUGGUGGCUCUGUCUGCUGUGGACUCCGCCCUCUUCACACUACGACCUAACUACAGAGACCCUGUUACCACGGUUCUGCGUCACAUCGAGCAGAGCGACCAGGGCUGCGGUGGAGGCGGUGGCAAAGACAGCGCAGAUGUUUUCCGACUGGCCGGCCUCACCUUCAUCACCAACGCCAACGCCCACCCCUCAACCACCAAUGAGGCGUGUACAGCAGCGGUUCGUCCAAAGCGAGCUCUGACUGAGGAGGAGAAGGCAGAGAAAGCUAAGAGUUACGGUCCUCUGAAGGCCUGCUGUGAAUUAGGGAUGAAGUACAUCCCAAAGAGUGUGACCUGCCUACAGUUUGCCGAGCAGAAAUUCAGUAAACUCCCUCGCUGCAGACAGGCCUUCAGAGCCUGCUGUGAGUAUGUGCAGCAGCACCUGGACCAGGACCAGACCCUCAUCCUGGGACGCCACGAGAUGGGGGCGGACUUCGACCUGGCCCCCUCUUUGGUGCGGAGCUACUUCCCGGAGAGCUGGCUGUGGGAGGUGCAGCGCGCCAGUCCAGGCCUGAUGUCUGUCAGCAGGACUCUACCUGACACUCUCACCACCUGGCAGGUCAGGGCCGUCGGCAUGUUCAACAACGGUAUGUGUGUAGCGGAGCCAGUCCAGGUGUCGGUCAGUCUGCUGCUCAGCGUGGACAUCCCACUGCCCUAUCAGGUGGUCAGAGGAGAACAGCUGGAGCUGGCAGGUUCGGUGUACAACCAAAAGGCCAACAGCAUCUCGUACUGUGUGACGCUGACAGUCGGACCAGCGAUCUGUCUGCUCCAGUCCCAGGCAACCACCGGGGGGGCAGGGCUGCGGUCCACGCCCUGCACUUGGACCCGUCUGUCUGCGGGGGGGGUGGGCAAGGUGACCUUCACCCUGCUGAGCCUGGAGCCUGGAGAACACACCCUGACCUUCACCCUGAAGUCACGGCAAGGAGACAGGGACGUCCUGCAGAAGAAGCUCCGAGUGGUGCCUGAAGGGGUGAGAAAGGAGGAGUACUCUGGAGGCAGACUGGACCCACAGGGACUCUACGGUUCAGAGAAGACGACGGUGGAGCUGAAGAACAAACUACCGGCCAACAUUGUUCCCAACACGGCUGUGGAGAGAAUGCUGACCAUCAACGGUGAAGUUCUGGGCGAGGUCCUGUCGGUGAUACACAACCCCGAGGGCCUCCGACAGCUCGUGAACCUGCCAGCUGGGUCGGCAGAGGCGGAGCUGGGUGGACUCCUCCCCCUUGUCCACAUUUAUCAGUACCUGGAGACAACGAGGAGCUGGGACGUCCUGGGGGCAGACAUCCAGAAGAACUCAGCAGAUCUGAGACAGAAGAUCAGAGAGGGUCUGGUCGGUAUCAGCUCCUUCAGAGGUGGAGACUCCAGUUACAGCAUGUGGACGAAGAGAGAACCCAGCACCUGGCUGACCGCUCUGGUGGUGAAGACCCUGUCUGUGGUGGAUCAGGUCAUCGCUGUGGACCAUCAGUCUCUGUCGGACUCUGUCUCCUGGUUGAUCCGCAGCACGCAGCAGCCGGACGGAUCCUUCACCGACACGUCCUCCUUCAGACCCAACAAAGUCAUGACCACAGGGACCUCUGCUGUCGACCAAUCAGUGUAUCUGACAUCCAUCGUGUUGAUCGCCUUGAAAAGAGCCACAAACAUCAAAGACCCGAUCCUGCAGCUCAGAUUCCAUGAUGACAGCAUGAGAUCCGCAGCGAACUACAUCUCCCAGCAUGCCACAGGUGUCAAGAGUGUGUAUGUGCGUGCGGUGGCGACCUACGCUCUGACCCUUCAUGACCCUAACAGCAUGAUGGCGUCUGAGCUGCUCACCAGCCUGGAGAACCUGGCCCGGCAGAAAGGUCACCCCGCCGUACUCAGGUACUGGCAGGAGUCCAGCGUUACAGCUGAUUGGCUGAAACCCGACCAAUCCAGCGGUCAGACAGUGGAGAUGACAGCGUACAUCCUGCUAACUGUACUCCUCAAGGGGAGGAUUCCUUACGCCAACCCCAUCCUGUCCUGGCUGACCCAGGAUCAGCACUAUGGAGAAGGUUUCUACUCUAUACAGGACACAGUUCUGACUCUGGAGGCGUUGACAGAGUACAGCAGAACCGUCACCCGAGCCGCCCUCAAUCAGGACAUCAACAUCCGCUACAGAGCGAAGGAAUCACUGGGACGAGUCCAACUCAGCCAGAGCCGACCUGUGGCCACGCCCAUCCAGGUGACAAAGGGUCAUGACAUCAUCGUGUCCACAGGUUAUGGGAGGGGCGUGUCAAAUGUGAAGCUGAAGACAGUUUACUAUGAGACCACCUCGUCCACACAGAAAUGUAACUUUGACCUCACUAUAGAGAUGGUCGGCACCGACGUCUCCAAAGAGGCUGGUAUGCGUGCUCCUCACCUGGUCGCCUGUGCAAAGUAUAAACCUCCUCCUAAUGAGGUGUACACAGAGUCCAGUCUGACGGUGAUGAAGAUCCAGCUGCCGACAGGUGUGGAGGCUUACCUGGAGGACCUGAGACAGUUCAGAGAUUCAGAUGAGCCGCUCAUCUCCCACUAUGAACUCCAAGGAAACACUGUGGUCAUUCAGAUGGAAAGUGUUCCCUCUGACGUCUUCUUGUGUGUCGGUUUUCGGAUCAGGACUGGGUUCAAGGUGACCGGAGCCGGUGAGUCACUGUUCAGCGUCUACGAACCUCAGGACAAAGGUACCAUGUGCACCAAACAGUUCUCCUCCCAGGAGCAGAAGCUGCAGCGCCUCUGUGUGGGUGAAAACUGUCAGUGCAUGACGGCUGCCUGUGCUGCCUACAGAGGAAACGUCGACCUGACGCUGACAGCGGUCAAACGCACAGAGGAGACCUGUCAGCCUCACAUCAAAUAUGCCUAUAAGGUGACGGUGAAGUCUUCAGCAGCAGAAGGAGACUUUAUGACCCACACAGCCACCGUAGUUGAAGUCCUGAAGAACACAGAUAAAGAUUUUGAGGCGGUGAGUUCAGGUACUGAGGUGGACCUGGUUAAAAAGACCACCUGCAGCGCUGUGGACAUCCAGAAUGGCAAACAGUACCUGGUGAUGGGAGCCAGCGGGUCAGAGGUCACACUCGGCCAAGGCUUCAGGUAUCGUCUUCCUCUGGACUCCGAGGCUGUGGUGGACCUAUGGCCGACAGAAUGUAGUUCUCCAGACUGUUCGGACUAUGUUUCCCAGCUGGAGGACUUUGCUCUGGACCUGCAGUUAUUCAGCUGCCCUGACGCGACGUCGUAACUCUGCAGCAGAGUUUCACUGCACUUUUUAAUUUAAUACUCAGAGGAGCUGAGAGAAAUCCACUGUGUCGUCUGUCUCUCUGUCAGUGUGUGUGUUUCAAUUCAUACAAACAACAGAACAACAAAAUAAAAAACUGUCACUUCCAA
This is a messenger RNA of Lates calcarifer (barramundi perch), 5312 nucleotides long. RefSeq names its product complement component 5 (gene c5). The coding region runs from base 100 to 5166 and encodes 1688 amino acids. Gene Ontology annotation, molecular function: protein binding; endopeptidase inhibitor activity. The transcript has 42 exons. Gene Ontology annotation, cellular component: extracellular region. Lineage: Eukaryota; Metazoa; Chordata; Actinopteri; Centropomidae. The record is from RefSeq and is a predicted model, not a curated record.